Molecule: messenger RNA, 582 nt
Organism: Triticum turgidum subsp. durum (durum wheat)
Lineage: Eukaryota; Viridiplantae; Streptophyta; Magnoliopsida; Poales; Poaceae
Source: the annotation of a GenBank genome assembly
AUGCUCAACAUGGCUUCCCACCUCACCUCUGCAUCUCUAGCCACGCUACUCGCGGCCGGCAUGGCCACCGUCCUUUUUGCCUCCGCCGCCCACGGCGUGGGCACGCAGGGUGCCCCCAAACAUCUCCACUUCUACAUGCACGACUCCAGCACUGGCCCCAAACCCACCACCGUUCUGAUCGCCAACGGGACCGGCCAGCCGCUCAAGGGCUCCGGCGGCAGCGCCCGGUUCGGUGACACAAUGGUCAUGGACGACCGCCUCACGGAGGGCCCUACGCCGGCCUCGAGAGUCGUUGGGCGUGCCCAGGGAUUCUACGUGACGGCGUCUCAGGGCGACCCCGCGGUGCUCCUCACCAUGAACGUCCUGCUCGCCGACGGGCCUUACAACGGGAGCUCGCUGGCCGUGAUGGGCCGCAACAACGUCAUGAUGCCGGAGCGGGAGCUGGCGGUGGUUGGCGGGACCGGGGUUUUCAGGAUGGCGACGGGGUACGUGCUCUGGAAAACCGCGAGCUGGCGUGAGGGGAGCGCCGUCCUCGAGCUGGAUGCCUUCGUCUACGUGAGUCCGGCGGCCGCCGGUGCAUGA